AUGAGCCUGCAAAAAUACAAAACCACAUUUGAUUAUACAAGAUCAAGCAAGGAAUUUCCACAAAAUGCACAAGUUAAUAUUUAUGGAACUCCCAAAGAAACAGCAGGCCAUGAAUUCAAACAAUUGUUGGGAAAGCAACAUAUUGGAUCUGUACGAUCUGAUUAA
Messenger RNA from Entrophospora sp. SA101, 165 nucleotides. Lineage: Eukaryota; Fungi; Glomeromycota; Glomeromycetes; Entrophosporales; Entrophosporaceae. The record is from the annotation of a GenBank genome assembly.